GGUGAACUGUGGCUUUAGCCCUACACCAGCUCAAUAGAGACCUGCCUCCCUGCCUCCCUGCCCCAAACCCCAAAAGCAGUUUAACAGUGAGCUGCCCCCCUGCCCCAAACCUGACUGACCGAGGAUCCCUGGUCCUGGCACUGCAAAGCAACACAAAGACAGAAGGAAGAGAUAAAUCUUAUUGUAUAUUAUACACUGCUGCUGCUGCUGCACUGGGAUGAGAAGCAUGGCUGUCCUCCUGCCACUCCUACAGCUGGCUGCCCUCAUCAGCACUGGCACCUCUGGCAAACUGAUGGAAGCUUCCUGCCCAACGCAGUGUGUAUGCCCUAAAGAAGCCCAGUCGUGCCCUCCUGGCAUUAGUCUGGUAAUGGAUUCCUGCGGGUGCUGCAAAGUCUGUGCCCGUCAGUAUAAUCAGGACUGUGGACUGAACCAUCCUUGCGAUCACAUCAAAGGCUUGCACUGUGACUUUGGCGCCGACCCUUCCUCUCCCAUGGGCAUCUGUAGAGCAAAGUCAGAAGGGCGCUCUUGUGAAUUCUUUGGUCAGAUCUAUCAGAACGGGGAGAACUUUCAGCCCAACUGCAAGCACCAGUGCACCUGUAUGGACGGGGUGGUGGGCUGCAUGCCCUUGUGCCCCCAGGAGAUGGCGCUGCCUGGUGUGGACUGCAUUAACCCCAGGCUGGUAAAGGUGCCAGGGCAAUGCUGUGAGAUGUGGCAAUGUGACAGCAAUCACAUACCUGAGGACUCGGGAGACACCACCACAGCAGAUGGAGAAGACCCUCUAAGGUCAUUUGCAGAGAUUGGAAACCAGGCAGAUAUUGAACCAGUGUCGAGCAACGAGCUGAUUAGCUUGGUCAGAAAUGGAUUCAGGGUGGAAAAUGGGCUGGCUCCUCUGCCACACCCGGGCAGGACUGCCUGUGCCAUCCAAACUACAGAAUGGUCUCAGUGCUCUAAAUCCUGCGACAUGGGAGUCUCCACCAGGAUCACCAAUGAUAAUCCCCAGUGCAAGCUUAUGAAGGAGACCCGCCUGUGUGAAAUCCGUCCUUGCCAAGAUCCUUUUCCUAUGAAACCCAAGAAUGGAAAGAAAUGUGUUCGCACCAAGAAAGCCAAACAAGCGGUACAUAUAAAAUACGCCGGCUGCACCAGCAUGCGCCAAUACAAGCCCCUUUACUGCGGUUCCUGCACCGAUGGCCGCUGCUGCACCCCUUCCAAGACAAGGACCAUGCGCGUCCGCUUCCACUGCGAGGAUGGAGACACUUUCCAAAAGAGUGUGAUGUGGGUGCAAAAGUGCAAAUGUUACCAGAACUGCCCCUAUCACAGCGAACUCUCAUACCCCCACUAUCGGCUACACAACGACAUCCACAAAUUCAUGGACUGAGUCUUAAGACUCAAGGGUUGUGGUCAAGGGAGAUGACACCCUAACCAAAGAACACUUUCACCAGGAGGGUGUCUGUAGCUCCCUGGGACUAGUGUUUCAAGCCUGGCAGGAGAGGUCCACAAGGACAUAAUCUGAAUCUGCUGCAUAAUAUACCCAAUGUGGAACUGAUCCGAUGGUUGUCCGAGGCAUAGUCAUAGUAGAGGGAAUGUGAGGGAGCUCAACCAAUGUCUUCAGCUUUCCCUGAGCCUUAACAAGUCAGUUAUUGUAGGAUGUAGCUGCCCCCAGUCUGGCCUUGUUGUCACCAGGCAAAUAUCAUUACGUACUUUUCACGGCUCCAGAUGCAACUGUUCAAUCCACUGUAAGGAGUGAUGAAGCAUUCUGCAGAAUGGAUGUAGUGUAGGAAAUAAUCUGUUUAUAGGCACCCUAUAGAAAGGCAGGCCUUCUGUCUGUUUGCUAGAGAGAAAACAUGUCUGUGAGGUGCCAGUCAUGUUUCAUUGAAGUAGCUUAGUCAGGAGUGGAGGGGAUACUUAUCGGAUAUUCUUUGAACGCACACUGUUAAAUCAGGAGGAGUUGCUAGCGUAGUCUUCCAUGGUCCAAUUGAUUUAGCGCAGAAAGGAAUGUAUACUGAAUUGAUUGCCCAGUUUUUAUGUAGACAAUGGUGGCUUUGAUGCUACAAGCAGUUUCAGUAGAUUUGUUGGACAAUAAUGUCCCUUGGACUUUGCAGAUGUACCUAAUGCUUGUACCGGCUCAAACUGUCCUCGACGAGCUCCUGUAUUUAGGAGGAGGAUUCCAGGUAGCAUUAAGGGGUUUCCUUAACAAGAUGCAGCCUUCAGGUUAGAGGUGACAGUAUAGCUGGGGGAGUACACGACUGACACUUGGAAGAAUAUGAAUAUAUUUUGUUUCCCUGGGACAGCAGCCCUGUCCUCAACCCUGUUACCUUUCCAGCCUAUGCCGACACUCAGCACUUUGUACAGAUACAAAUACUGCUCUGUGCUUGUACUUAGGAGAAGUACUCCCUGCAUCACUGGCCUUGGGACAUGUAUAUACGACCCACAGUGGCCUUUCUCUUACUCCAUUCAUGUCUCAUCUGUACAUACAAAUGUAGGGUUCACUGUUCAUGCACUGCCCAUGUAAAGGUGUAUAUAAUAUAUUAAAAAGAGAUAUAUAUUUUAUGACCCGCCCUCAGCAAUAUUUGCUGCCCGGUAGAAGUUUAUGCUUUCUGGUUUUUUUUGUACUCUAAUUAUCGUGUACUUAUUUUCCUGUAUUAAAGGGAAAAUGUUUUGUGAGAAUCUUCCUGAGGCCGUGUUUGCAUGUGAUCAGCAAAUUCCUUUUUAAAGCCUGUAUAAAUGUGAUUUAAUAUAUCCGUGACUCUGGAUGUGGCAGUAUUACAAGAUUUUCUACUCUUAGAAGAAAUUACAA
Messenger RNA from Xenopus laevis (African clawed frog), 2794 nucleotides. RefSeq names its product cellular communication network factor 1 like S homeolog (gene ccn1l.S). Gene Ontology annotation, cellular component: extracellular region; extracellular matrix. Gene Ontology annotation, molecular function: integrin binding; heparin binding. The record is from RefSeq and is marked predicted. NCBI's taxonomy places the organism in Eukaryota, Metazoa, Chordata, Amphibia, Anura, Pipidae. Gene Ontology annotation, biological process: positive regulation of cell differentiation; cell adhesion; positive regulation of cell migration.